AUGCAUCGCCUGCGUGUCUCAAUGUUGGUCUGCUUCAUACUCCUGGGAUUCCUCCGUUUCACAGGAGCAGAAGAGACAGAGACUGCCACAAAGGAAGGCAAAGGCAGGGAAAAACGUGAAAUGCCCAACUGGGCCCUGUGGUCGUCAGACUUCACAGGCUGGUUGCAGGAGCUGACUGCCCAGGCUGGUUACGACCGGAUCCAGGACCUGGCCAGAACCUACUGGGCCCACUUCCCUAUUGCCAGUUACCUAGGUUACGACAGCCCCGACGAAGACCCAGAAGAAUCUAAGGGGGUACCGGAAUGA
Molecule: messenger RNA, 306 nt
Organism: Oncorhynchus masou masou (cherry salmon)
Lineage: Eukaryota; Metazoa; Chordata; Actinopteri; Salmoniformes; Salmonidae
Product: otospiralin-like
Exons: 3
Coding region: 1-306 (101 amino acids)
Biological process (GO): sensory perception of sound
Source: RefSeq, a predicted model, not a curated record